Molecule: messenger RNA, 552 nt
Organism: Echinococcus granulosus
Lineage: Eukaryota; Metazoa; Platyhelminthes; Cestoda; Cyclophyllidea; Taeniidae
Exons: 4
Coding region: 1-552 (183 amino acids)
Source: RefSeq, a predicted model, not a curated record
AUGAACACAGGUGCACUAAAUGCACAUGCAUUUAGACAUGAUCUAUACAUACACAAAGAACAUAAAAAAUUAGGGCCAAGAAUGCAAGCAAUGUUUAAAGUAAGUUUUAUGGGUUUCCUCGAAAAUCUUAUCAUAGUUUUUUGUCAAGACAACUUUGCAUGCCUACAAAUUUACUUUCUAAUUACCUUGCCUAUUUGUUUAGGUUUUUCUGAAUACGAAUUUGUACUGGAGGAAGAAUUUGUGUUCUCUCUAGUGAACAGUGAAACAAAAGUGGCAAUAAUGGCGGUGGGGGUGGAAGCAUUCCUGCGUGGAGACAACUUUGUUCGCUUUCAGAAAAGGCUCUCUCAUAGUUUUUCAGUUAAAGGGGGUCGCCAAAAUAGAAGGUGCCACAAAGCAGUUCAGACAGAUGUCUACGUGGAAGAAGAGAGCCCUAUGGAAACAUCUGAUAUGAAGUUUAUCAGAUUGCAGCAAAUACUCAAUUUUAUCCCUCAUAAAGGUGGGUUAAUAUGGAGGAAGAAGAAUAGGAAGGAACCAACGCAAUCCAUGAAAUAG